This is a messenger RNA of Botrytis porri, 852 nucleotides long. RefSeq lists its product as uncharacterized. The transcript has a single exon. The record is from RefSeq and is a predicted model, not a curated record. Bases 1 to 852 code for a protein of 283 amino acids. NCBI's taxonomy places the organism in Eukaryota, Fungi, Ascomycota, Leotiomycetes, Helotiales, Sclerotiniaceae.
AUGCCACGAGCGGGCCAGAAAAAAGUUGAUCGAGAUGAUACAUUCAAACCCAGUAAAGAAGCCGAAGAAGACAUCGCGGACGUCGAUGUCGAAAUUCUAAAACCCACAAAAGCAACUCUCAAAUCAUCCAAAAUCACCAAAGCACCCCCAAAAGGAGGGAUUUCCAAACCCCAACCCCAAAAGAGCACUCCAAAAAGCACUCCCAAAGGAACCCCCAAACACACGCCCUGUUCUACCCCCAAGCCCCCCUCCGCAGGCGCUUACCAAAAACCCUCUCCCCCACCCAACACGCGCACCGCGGCACCCUCCUCCACAACAAUCAUCUCUCCCUUACCUAGCGAACCCUAUUUCUGCUGUCGGAAACCCCUUCCCCUCUCCUCCUCUUUCCCCCCCGAUCUCCAACGCUUCUACACUUUCCUCGUCGACUCCCUCGCUACCCUCUAUUUCCCUCCUUCUGUGGCUAAACUCCCAGCAUGCACUACCUAUUACCGCUUCUCUCAUCUCUCUUUAACAACUUGCACAGAAGUGCAUCGAUACUUCCUCGCGUACGAGCCGCGCGAUGAGACGGAAGGGAUUUUUGCUGAGGGGAGUGAGGUGGAUGUUUUAAGUAAGGCGGGGGCGUUGGAUGAUGAGGACGGAGUGGAGAGGAAACAGGAUGUGAUGAUUUUGAGUCGGAAUGCGAGAUGUGAGGAGCAUAUGAAAGAGGGGUAUUGGUAUGUGUUGAUGAAGGUGGAACAGGUGGUGGAGAAGGAGGUGAAGAAUAUGAAUGUGGGGUUUGUGGGGAUGGAUAAGCAGAUGGAGGGGCAGGGGGAGGAGAUGGAUCAUGAGAUUGAUUUGGAUUUGUAUACGUAG